AUGGUGGUCUCUUUAUCACUGACGCUGUUCACAAUAAUCGGCGUGUUUAUGCAAUGGCUGCUGAAGUUUUUGUAUCAGUCGCCCAAAGCCGCAGAACCAACAGAAAAUGAGGGGCCGGAUGUGACACUCAUGGCGCCAUAUCCAUGUAAUGCUAUCAAGGGCAGCCGUAAAUUCCGCAUCACCAUGGGAUUGCGGAAGCUGGACAUGCAGAAUUGGCUGACCGUGGAUAAAAAUUACAUGAAAGAGCACGACAUUCGGCAUUCGCUCCUUCGAGACGAGAGGAAGAGCGUUUAUGAGUGUCUACCUGAGUCGCGAGAUGCUUGUGAUGAAGUCCUGGAGCUUGUUUCCGACUUCCUAUGUGAACGAUACCCCAGCAUGUUUCAAAUGAAAAGAGAUGGAUUGAAGACUGAGAUCCACAACUCCAAGACUGGCGAGACUUUUGUGUUUGGCGGCCAAGAGAGUGGAAUGGAGUCCCUUGAGAUUGCAGUGAGGAUGGCUAUGGAAGAUCUGAAUGUCCUGAUGCAGAACGCUGAUGGAGAAUACUAUCUCGCUGCAAGUGCAACAUUAUUUCCAGUCGGAUGGGCGGUCAAACAACGUAUUGGAUGGACUAUUGCUCAGAUACACGGGCCCGUGCCGCAAUGGAAAGAGAAAAUCGGUCAAUCGGUCAACAAAUUCUUCUGCCGACUAACGCCAGAAUCGCCAAUGGAGCGGUCCAAUUACUUCAUGGAAACCAAAAAUUUGAAUGAAGGUCUAGGAAAUACUCUUUUUCGUCCCGAUGGAUUGACAGAGCAAGAACCUGGCCCUUUCAUGGACAACAUUCUCCUCCGCCGUGAACGACAGACCUUCCGCCGAUUGCCUCGCACAGGGGCGCUUGUCUUCAGUGUCAAAACGACCCUGAACACGCUUGAUGAAUUGCCACCGGACCAGCUGGGGGCGCUGGCCACUGAGAUCCAAAGCUGGCCUGAGGACAUGGCCAGGUACAAAGGGCGCGAUAUCUGGGGGCAAGCGGUGUUGGAUUACUGUGUGCAGCAGGGGAUCACAAGCUAA
Messenger RNA from Talaromyces proteolyticus, 1047 nucleotides. RefSeq lists its product as uncharacterized. The transcript has 3 exons. NCBI's taxonomy places the organism in Eukaryota, Fungi, Ascomycota, Eurotiomycetes, Eurotiales, Trichocomaceae. The record is from RefSeq and is a predicted model, not a curated record. Bases 1 to 1047 code for a protein of 348 amino acids.